ACUGCAUGUUAUAUUAUUGCCAACCUCGCUCCGACGACCCUUGAACGUGAGACACUCUACAGAGGGAAUCCUGUGCAGGUUUCCACCUCGAAACCUGUCCCCAGAACCUAGUGUUCUUAUCGAGCUAUCCUACUUUUGUUGCAUUCCACCAUUAGUGUCCUCGACCGGAAAAUUGCUGGUUCUUGUCACCCGCAAUGGAACGCUAGCGAGCGUGUAUGGGUCUCGCGACUGUGUUGGUCAAGGCUCCUUUUUCAAUCAGAUCCCAAAUAUUACUAGUUCUCCUUGAUGCCAUUGCCACCGGAUUCCUUUUCCUCUUUGUUGUAUCUCAGUGUUUGGUGCGCCCGUCCCUGGUUUGACCUCGCGCGUCCGUGACACCUCCCUACGCCGCGAAAGUCAGAGUUUGACUAUGCCGGCCAAGGUGACGUCCCAGAAAACUCCUGGGGGCGGACCGUCAUCGCGUAGGAUUCCGUCGAAGACAACCAGUCCAUCUCGAAAUGACGAAUCGAGCUCAGGGAGCUUCAAGCAUCCCUUCUCCUCACCAUACAAACGGAAUUCCGGGGUCAGGGACAAGCGCGGUGAACAAAAGAAGCCUAUCGAUUCGCGACCAGAAGGUGCCACAGGGUCCACGGCCACAGGAGCCCUCGCGAAGAAGGUAUUCAGCGUUCUCUUCACUUCGAACCCGUCCAGCACCUUCCUACACUCCGGAAAUUCUUCCAUCAGUUCCACAAAUGACUCUAUCCACAGCAACAGUUCGCGUUUCAGUUAUCGAUCUACCAAUAUGGGAAACCAGCAGAAUGCCGACGAUGACCGUGCUUCGUCGGGUAGUGCCGAUUUUCUCGCGCCGAUCAGUUUCGAUGACUUUCACAACAGUAUAAUGGGCGAUCCGGCAUUAAAUCAGUUUCCCGUUCCUGGUAAUAGACAAACUGGGUCUGCUCUGCGUGUUACGGAUUUCCACCCAACAAAUCCUUGGACGCACUGGAGGAACGAUGAUGGCGCAGCUCGAAGGGCUCGAAGUGGCUCUUUUCGACAAAAAGACGAAUUCGUUCGAUUUCCUAGUCACAAUCCCACGUCAGGUGCGAUACCGUCUAUUCCUGCAGCUGCAUCUUCUACCACCAGACCCCGCCGUCAAAGUCUUGCCCGUGAUUCUACAAUGGACAGUUCACGGAAGUCCAUUGGUCCGGGGUCUCUUCCGUUCUCAAUCGCCUCUGCGAGGAGGGCUAGUUUGACAGCGCGGAAGGCCAGUGCGGACGCGACUCAGACUGAACAAACAACUGUGCACGUCCGUCCGAGGACGCAGCAUCUUGAACCCAAUGGAAGGCUAGAAAGCAAGUCUUUCGCCAGUCUCAGGAACCUCAAAGCCAAGUCAUUCCAACCACCAGCGAAAGAACAUCGGGAGAAUUUCCUGGCAACGCCUCGUCCAGAGUAUUCACGGUCUUCUUCCACCGAUGCGCUUCAAACACCUGCCAGGGAUGCAUCUGGACAGACUCCAGCCUCUUCAUCUUCCGGCAGAAGGUUUUCAAUUGUCCCGCCACGUGCGACGGGGCUUGGUGCUCGUACGAUCAGCCCAACUGAUGCACGGCGCAUGAAGCGUUUAUCUAUGGCGCCUCAGGCGCCUCCCAUUCCCCGUACUCCUACUCGGACCGAGCCCAUACUUCCUCGUCCCAGGUCGUGUGCCCAGUCACCAUGCUAUAUUCCGCGAAAAAGUGCGACGCCGUCUUCAACUCGGGCAACGCCUGAUCCGAACCGGAAGUCACAUAAUUCAGGCAGCUUAUCAUCAACGCCAGGACACAAUGUGGUGCGGAGCGCCGUUCUCCAAUCAAAAUUGCCGCAAAACAUUUCGGCUUCGCGGAUUCCAACACCCAAACCUCGUGUGGAGAGUACCAGUGUGUCCGGUGAAGAAGAAGUUCCGCCUGUGCCUGCGAUUCCAAAAGCCUACGGGUCUCCUAAGAGCGGAGUUGAGCCGUCACCUAACUCUACUUCUCAUAAGGGAAGCUUACCUACAGACGUCGAUCAUGUGAAACCCAAGCUUGAUUCAAAUUUUGAAGCCUUAGACGAACCUCCAAACGUCACUAUCAGACGGGGAAUUAAAACCCCCACUUCCAGUACUGUUAACAAAAAGAAUCUACAGCCGCUAAAACUACCCCCGUUGAAUUUGUUGCCACUUAGCACGCCAAUGGCAACCAAGAUCGAGUCAUUAAAAGAGCGACACACUGACGAACUGAGGUCAUACACACCUACAACACAGCUGGUUGCGAAGACCCCCAGCACUCCUCUGACUGCUUCCAAGGCGAACUUUUUCGCAAUCCAUAAUGACGACGAACUACCUGUCCCUCAAGCUAGGAGCAGUACCUCUCACUUCCUGCCGAACUCGGCCUCAACACCAGUACGAGCCCUCAGCAGCUCUAGCGGCCUUAGGUCCUCCGACUUGUCAAAUACGGGAGCUGUUUCCCCUUAUUCCUCUUCGUUGCCUAAGAAGCAUAGUGGUGAAUAUAACAACCUCCAUCCAUACCCUAGUGGGGAUCAUUCGCAGAAGUCCUUGCAGCCGUCAAAGUUGGCUGGGUCCCGCCCUCAGACUCAAGCUUCAGCCCUUUCGCCUAGUGCCGAGAGGCUUAGUCAAAUAUCAACACCUUCUGAGACCGACACUAACAGUGUCUCCGGUGUCUCUUUACGGAACCAGAUAUCCUUGACUUGGACUCGCCGGAGUUCAAAAGCGCAAACUGCAGCAGAGGCAAAUGUUAACCAUGCUAAACAUAGUCACGCUCCACCUAAAACCCCUUCGUCUGGUAAUCUGGAUCCUCUGUCAACAGUCAAACAAAUCAGUCCUACUCCAAAGCUGGUCUACACUCGAAACAAGCCAGUCCUUUCCAGUUCAAAGAAUCCAGCGGGCGAGGAAUCUACAUUUUUGAAAGAGCAAAACCUUUCCUUGCGGCGCACAGUUUCAAAUGAACCCGCAGGGCUUGACCGAACUCCAGGUCGUUCUGCUUCGUCUAUCCUAUCUCCUGUCCACAGAAUCAUUAGCUCUGCAAAGUUAUCUGCGGGAGUUAGUCCACGCUCGUCAACUCAGAACAUAGAAGAUGUCGAUUUCCUGGCCGACGAGGAAAUGAGGAGGCUGAACAGCAAACGGAAAGACUUUGAAGAUAGCGCAAGAAAACUGGACGAAUUACGCCGCAAAGCAGGACCAAAGGAUCGAGUCAGUCCAGCACAGGCCCUAAAGAUGGCAAAUCUCAACAUAUUCGAACGUGGGGAAAUUAUUGACUUCAAGGACAUCUACUUUUGUGGUACUCAGAGUGCUAAGAAACAUGUCGGUGAUCUUAAUGCACAGUCGGCGAAUUUUGGCUACGAUGAUGAUAGAGGUGAUUAUAACAUUGUGAUCGGGGAUCAUCUAGCAUACCGUUAUGAAGUCCUUGAAGUUUUGGGCAAAGGAAGCUUUGGGCAAGUGGUGAAAUGUGUCGAUCAUAAGACGGGCGGUUUGGUCGCUGUUAAGAUCAUCCGCAACAAAAAGAGAUUCCACCAACAAGCUUUGGUGGAAGUCAACCUCCUCCAGAAACUGAAGGAAUGGGAUCCACAUAAUCAUCAUAGCGUCGUCAAUUUCACCCAGAGCUUUUACUUUAGGGGCCAUCUCUGUAUCUCGACGGAGCUUCUGGGGAUAAAUCUCUAUGAAUUCAUCAAGGCUCAUGACUUCAAGGGCUUCUCCUUGAAUCUUAUACGUCGUUUCACGAAGCAGAUACUUAGCAGCUUGGUCCUCCUACGAAGUAAGAAGGUAAUACACUGCGACUUGAAACCAGAGAACAUUCUUCUGGUCCACCCGAUGUCAUCUGAAAUCAAGGUGAUCGAUUUCGGGUCCAGUUGCUUUGAGAACGAGAAGGUUUACACGUAUAUCCAAAGUCGAUUUUAUCGUUCUCCCGAAGUCAUCCUUGGCAUGUCAUACGGAAUGCCGAUUGAUAUGUGGAGUCUAGGCUGCAUCUUGGCCGAGCUCUACACCGGCUAUCCGAUAUUCCCUGGUGAGAAUGAGCAAGAGCAGCUUGCCUGUAUUAUGGAGGUUUUUGGUCCUCCCGAAAAACAUCUGAUCGAGAAGAGCUCUCGGAAAAAGCUUUUCUUUGAUUCAUUGGGGAAGCCGAGAAUUACAGUCUCGUCGAAGGGAAGACGACGCAGGCCAAGCUCCAAAGACCUCAAGCAGGCUCUGAAAUGUGACAAUGAACCCUUCUUAGACUUCAUCAGCCGUUGCCUGAGAUGGGACCCGGCCCGCCGAUUGAAUCCCAUUGAUGCCAUGAACCAUGAGUUUAUUACGGGCAUCAAAGCACCUCCCCGCCCAAGACAUACAUCAGUCAAGCGAAUAAACACCAUGUCGACCCCAUCCCGCCCUCUACCAGAGCCACCUGGGACGAAUCAAAAGAACAGCAACGUUGCAAGAGGCCGAGAAGUCUCAGGCAGCGCUAAUACGAGGACACCCCAUGCGAAGCGUCACUCGACGGUUAGUGGGUUGCCAACAUCCACGCCUAACCAGCGAUCAAACACCACCUCUAAUUCCAGGACGGUCCUUCCGCGCGUUGCGGCGCGGAGCAUCAGUGGAAAGCCUGACCUUGGGACCGCAUCCACAACGACGAGUAUGAAGACAAAAUAAUGCGUGCGACGUACCUCCUUUCUUUCCUUUUUAUUCCUCUUACCGACUUGUAAUAUAUUAAUCUCGAUUCUUCACGUUCCUUCGUUCUUAUGUUUUUUGUCGCUUGUUAUUAUAUUGCAUAGACAGCUUGGGAUAUCUCAUUUUUGCAUCAUGAUCACUGAAACGAAACAGAUUCGGGUGGGAUAGAGAGGUCAAUGACAAAGCAGGAGGAUUCGUCUCUUUAUACACCCCUUCUUUAACGCGUCGAGCUGCUUUCUCUUUGGGUGAUUCUUUCUACAUCCCGUGCCUCGUUAUGACUUCGAGUUGAUUGAAUCCUUCUGUACUUGCGUCUUUCUCUCUUUCCAUUCACGUCGUUUUUUGAAUCAUUACUGUAUACUUAAUGUCGGUUUUCAUGCAGCGGGUAUAAGGGUUAUGUCAAUAAUCUGGAUGCGCAUUUAUAUACUCAUUUUGCCGUCCUUCAGUUCCAUUCUCUAUAUCGUCUUUCAUUAUCUUUUCUCCUCGUUUUCCUUCUAUUUGUUCCUUGGGAUUGUGGGAAGUGAUAUUUAUGAACGGAACCGCCGGCGUUUCCUGGGGGGAUGGGUUGGCAAUUUCAAAAUGAACAUGCAGCGAUCCGUCCGUGCAGGUAUAUAAGCUGCUCUCCUCUUUGUAAUAUUAAUGAGUUCUUU
Messenger RNA from Monascus purpureus, 5286 nucleotides. Lineage: Eukaryota; Fungi; Ascomycota; Eurotiomycetes; Eurotiales; Aspergillaceae. The record is from the annotation of a GenBank genome assembly.